This is a messenger RNA of Doryrhamphus excisus (bluestripe pipefish), 1873 nucleotides long. It is a transcript of the gene atf4a, whose product is annotated as activating transcription factor 4a. Gene Ontology annotation, cellular component: ATF4-CREB1 transcription factor complex; ATF1-ATF4 transcription factor complex; nucleus. The record is from RefSeq and is a predicted model, not a curated record. Gene Ontology annotation, biological process: regulation of transcription by RNA polymerase II. NCBI's taxonomy places the organism in Eukaryota, Metazoa, Chordata, Actinopteri, Syngnathiformes, Syngnathidae. Gene Ontology annotation, molecular function: RNA polymerase II transcription regulatory region sequence-specific DNA binding; DNA-binding transcription activator activity, RNA polymerase II-specific.
AUCCUAUCAGUUUGUUGUUCUUCGUCCUUUGCUGUUUCGGUGUCUUCUUCGUGGCCGCUUUCAAGCAUUAAAAUGGCAGUUUAAAGGCGUGUGGCGGCUAUCCUUGCACCGGCAACAAACUGGCAGUGCAGCGGCGAAGAGCACUGGCAAUUUCUGGCAAAAUGGCGUCUCUCCUGGCAACUCCCCUCAGCUUUGCUGCAGUCGACAGCAGUUUGGAACUUCUCGACUUACAGACGUCUCCGCACUAUAUUUUAUUCACCUACACGCGGUCAUCGCUGAUCAGCAGCCAUGAUGACGCUCUCCCAGUUCACCUUGGAGGACGUGGAGGCCCUGUGCUUAGCAGGGCCCUCAUUUCUGAUGGCUGACCCAAUGGGGCCCCUUCUGGACCAAGAUGAAGAGGAAGCGCUUUCACCCUCCUCCUCCCUCGAGGGGGAGGUCCCAGCUUCACCACCCCUCUCCUUGUCCCCCUCCUCUACCUUGCUGUCGCCCCCAUCCCCUCCUCUCAGCCACUGCACCUCCUUCCUGGAAGCCAAGGGGGGAGUCCUCAACUGGCUGAGUGUCGGUGGCCUGCUCGAUGCUCAUGUAGGUGCAGACGACGGCAAAGAUGAUGCGUUCACUGGCAUGGAAUGGAUGGCGGAGAAAAUCGACCUCGGCGAUUUGGACCUUGAGUCGCUCAUCGACUCCUGCUCGUCCGAGGAGUCUCCUGAAUCAUCUGAGGACCUCCUGGCCUCCCUGCACUCCCACGUGGAUUUGGACCUGGACACCUUUAACACUCCUGUUCUCAACGAACAGCUGGAGCUGCAGAUGGCCGCCACCGUCCCGGAGCCCCCGCUCACAUCACUGGAGGUUCCAAAAGAGGAAGUGGCACCCGCCCAUCAGGUGUUUGUGAAGUCUGAGCCCUGCUCCCCGGCCCCAUCCCCAUUCCCUCCUUCCUCCCCGAUGUCUGAUUUGGGGAGCGAGGUUGACACAAAAUCACCCCUUGCCGACAUCACCCCCGAUGCCAGCGGCAGUCCCAUCGUGGUCAUGGUGCUCGGCAACAAAGACACAACUCUCCCUGUGUCCCUCCCGGAGCUGUCAGUCGUGAUCCCGCCAACGCCCAGCGACUGCGAAAGCGACUCUGGCAUCGAGUCGGUUGCGGGCUCUCCACCGCGCGACUCCUCUCCUGCCCCCGGUUCGUCGCGAACAAAACCGUACGCCAAACCCGAGCCCGCCUCCCCCUCCUCCCUCAAGGGCAAGGUGAAGUCUGCGUCUGGUCCCAAGGUGGUGGAGAAGAAGCUGAAGAAGAUGGAGCAGAACAAGACGGCGGCCACACGCUACCGCCAGAAGAAGCGUGUGGAGCAGGAGCAGCUGGGCGUGGAGCGUGAAGAGCUGGAGAAGAAGAACCGUGAGCUGGCAGAGAAGGCGGAGUCCAUCAGCAAGGAGAUCCAGUACCUCAGAGACCUGAUGGAGGAGGUCCGCAAGCACCACCGUGGCAAGAUGAGCUCAGGCGCCACUUAGGAGAAAUUUGUGCCGAGCAUGGAAGUGAGAAAUAAGGAAGAGAGGGUUUGAGAGGUGGUCAAGUGACUCAUCUGUACAUGCUUUUCUCCCGCAGUUCCAAUCCACAGGUCCUACUUUUACCCCCUGCUUCAUGUAGUCCCUCAGUAUCAUCCUUCUGUCACCACGGCAACCUUCCUCUUAGCUUGAAGUCCAGAAAGGGUCCUCUUGUGUGUUUUGAUGACUUAGCUUGCGUGUGUACAUAAGUUUCUUGCUUGAACCUAGCUACUUCCUGUCUUUAUUUAAUACAACUUUGUUCAUGUCCUGAGUGGUAGCCACUCUAAUGGCUUGUACAAACGCUCUGCCUCUCCUUUUCUAAUAAACUUCUCUCAAUGACAAA